Microcebus murinus (gray mouse lemur) is the source of this 4446-nucleotide messenger RNA. NCBI's taxonomy places the organism in Eukaryota, Metazoa, Chordata, Mammalia, Primates, Cheirogaleidae. The record is from RefSeq and is a predicted model, not a curated record.
CUCAGCCACAUCCGGGUUCCACGGUCGGAUCCGGGAGCAGACGGAACCUUAUUGUCGCACCUCCACCUAACGCGCGCAGCGGGGACAGUUUAGGCCUCUGCGCACCGCUCUCCACAAGUGCUAUAGCUUGCUUGGGGCAGCGAGGGUGUGGGGCGUUUGUUUCUCCUUCCAUCGUGAGCGGCAUGGACGUGCUCGCGGAGGAGUUUGGAAACCUAACCUCGGAGCAGCUGGCUGCGCCCAUCCCCACCGUAGAGGAAAAAUGGAGGCUGCUCCCAGCAUUUUUAAAGGUGAAAGGCCUUGUGAAACAGCAUAUAGACUCAUUUAACUAUUUCAUUAAUGUAGAGAUAAAGAAGAUAAUGAAAGCCAAUGAAAAGGUUACGAGUGAUGCUGACCCCAUGUGGUACUUAAAAUAUCUUAAUAUCUAUGUUGGGCUUCCUGAUGUUGAAGAAAGCUUCAAUGUAACUAGACCAGUGUCCCCUCAUGAGUGCCGUUUGAGGGACAUGACAUACUCUGCGCCCAUUACAGUAGAUAUUGAAUAUACCCGAGGCAGCCAGAGGAUCAUCCGCAAUGCCCUACCCAUUGGCAGAAUGCCCAUAAUGCUACGGAGUUCAAACUGUGUUCUUACAGGAAAAACUCCAGCAGAAUUUGCCAAACUGAAUGAAUGUCCUUUAGAUCCAGGUGGCUACUUCAUUGUUAAAGGAGUAGAAAAAGUUAUUCUUAUCCAAGAGCAGCUGUCUAAGAACAGGAUCAUCGUGGAAGCUGAUAGAAAAGGGGCAGUUGGAGCUUCAGUCACCAGCUCUACCCAUGAGAAAAAAAGCAGAACCAAUAUGGCCGUGAAACAAGGACGAUUUUAUUUGAGGCAUAAUACCUUGUCAGAAGAUAUACCCAUUGUCAUCAUUUUUAAGGCCAUGGGUGUUGAGAGUGACCAGGAAAUUGUGCAGAUGAUUGGAACAGAGGAGCACGUGAUGGCUGCAUUUGGGCCCAGUUUGGAAGAGUGCCAGAAAGCUCAGAUUUUCACGCAGAUGCAGGCAUUAAAAUAUAUAGGGAACAAAGUAAGAAGGCAAAGGAUGUGGGGAGGUGGACCAAAGAAAACCAAGAUAGAAGAAGCAAGAGAGCUCCUGGCUUCUACCAUUCUAACCCAUGUACCAGUUAAGGAAUUCAAUUUCCGAGCCAAAUGUAUCUAUACUGCAGUGAUGGUGCGAAGAGUAAUUUUGGCACAGGGAGAUAAUAAAGUCGACGACAGAGACUAUUAUGGUAACAAGCGAUUGGAAUUGGCAGGACAGCUUUUAUCUCUUCUUUUUGAAGAUUUGUUCAAAAAAUUUAAUUCUGAAAUGAAGAAGAUUGCAGACCAAGUGAUUCCUAAACAAAGAGCAGCCCAGUUUGAUGUUGUGAAACACAUGCGCCAAGACCAGAUUACCAAUGGCAUGGUGAAUGCCAUUUCUACUGGAAACUGGUCUCUAAAGAGAUUUAAAAUGGACCGCCAAGGUGUGACCCAAGUGCUGUCUCGCUUGUCAUACAUAUCUGCCCUGGGCAUGAUGACAAGAAUAUCUUCCCAAUUUGAAAAAACAAGAAAAGUGAGUGGUCCUCGCUCUCUCCAGCCAUCUCAGUGGGGAAUGCUUUGUCCUUCAGACACUCCUGAAGGAGAGGCAUGUGGUUUGGUUAAAAACUUAGCCCUUAUGACACACAUCACAACUGAUAUGGAAGAUGGACCUAUUGUAAAACUAGCCAGUAACCUAGGAGUAGAAGAUGUGAAUUUAUUAUGUGGGGAAGAGCUUUCUUACCCAAAUGUGUUUCUUGUUUUUCUUAAUGGUAACAUCCUGGGUGUCAUUCGAGACCAUAAAAAGCUAGUGAAUACAUUUCGGCUGAUGCGAAGAGCAGGAUAUAUCAAUGAAUUUGUUUCCAUCUCAACAAAUCUUACAGAUCGAUGUGUCUAUAUUUCUUCUGAUGGAGGAAGGCUGUGCAGACCCUACAUAAUUGUCAAGAAACAGAAGCCAGCAGUCACAAAUAAGCAUAUGGAAGAGCUGGCCCAGGGAUACAGGAAUUUUGAAGAUUUCUUACAUGAGAGUCUGGUUGAAUAUUUAGAUGUGAAUGAAGAAAAUGAUUGUAACAUUGCACUCUAUGAACAUACAAUUAAUAAAGAUACCACCCACUUGGAGAUUGAACCCUUCACUCUUCUCGGUGUUUGUGCUGGCCUGAUCCCAUACCCUCAUCAUAACCAGUCCCCAAGAAACACAUACCAGUGUGCCAUGGGGAAACAAGCAAUGGGUACCAUUGGAUACAACCAGCGAAACAGAAUUGAUACUCUCAUGUAUCUACUAGCAUAUCCACAAAAACCCAUGGUUAAAACAAAAACCAUUGAAUUGAUAGAGUUUGAAAAAUUGCCAGCUGGACAGAAUGCGACAGUUGCUGUGAUGAGUUAUAGUGGCUAUGAUAUCGAAGAUGCUCUUGUUUUAAACAAAGCCUCCUUGGACAGAGGCUUUGGGCGUUGCCUUGUGUAUAAAAAUGCUAAAUGUACAUUGAAACGAUACACCAAUCAGACUUUUGAUAAAGUGAUGGGGCCUAUGUUGGAUGCUGCUACAAGGAAACCCAUCUGGCGACAUGAAAUUUUAGAUGCAGAUGGUAUUUGUUCUCCAGGUGAGAAAGUAGAAAACAAACAAGUGCUUGUAAAUAAGUCCAUGCCCACAGUGACUCAGAUUCCUUUGGAAGGAAGUAAUGUGCCACAGCAACCCCAGUACAAAGAUGUGCCCAUAACCUACAAAGGAGCAACAGAUUCAUAUAUUGAAAAAGUAAUGAUAUCGUCAAAUGCUGAAGAUGCUUUUCUGAUCAAAAUGCUGCUGAGACAGACAAGGCGUCCAGAGAUUGGAGACAAAUUCAGCAGUCGUCAUGGACAAAAAGGUGUUUGUGGCUUGAUCGUCCCCCAGGAAGACAUGCCAUUUUGUGAUUCUGGCAUUUGUCCGGACAUCAUAAUGAACCCACACGGCUUCCCAUCUCGAAUGACGGUGGGGAAGUUAAUUGAGCUGCUGGCUGGCAAGGCCGGUGUGUUGGAUGGCCGGUUCCACUAUGGCACUGCAUUUGGAGGAAGUAAAGUGAAGGAUGUGUGUGAAGACCUCGUUCGCCAUGGUUAUAACUACUUGGGGAAAGACUAUGUUACAUCUGGCAUCACAGGGACUGGCCAGUGUGACAGGGAGAGCUCUGGAUUUGAACUGCUGCUGCACCACUCACCAGCUCUCAGCUGACCUCUCAGGCCCUCUGUGCCUAUUUCUUCAUCUUCAAAACAGGGAUGAUAGUUCUCCCUCCCUGGAUUAUUAUGUGGAUUAAAUGGCAUAUGGUAGGUGCUUCCUUUCCUUUAGGAAGGAAGUUCUGAAGCAGUUAAAAAAAAUUUUUAAAGGCAUCAAUUCCCUGGUUGUUCUUGCUCCAGACUUAAGACAAAAGGUUUCUUCUGUCAAAGCACUUGUAUAUACACUGUCUUUUUAAACCCUUACUAUAGUUUUUCUAAAGAUUUAUUGAAUUGAUUAUGACAUUUAUUGAGCACCAGUUGUGUACCAGGCAGGGUCAUAGGUGCUGGAGCCACAAUUACAAAGGAGUCAAAGUGUUUAUCCUUGCAGAGCUUACUUCUCAUGGGGAAGACAGGAAUAAUCAGAGAUGAUAAAUGUAUACUAUGAUACCAGAAGGUGGUAAGGGUGCUAAAGGGUGAGGAGAGGGGAGGGCAAUGCUGGGGGUGGUGAGGACUCCCUUAGAUAAGGUGAUCAGGGCAAGUGUGCAGAGGUAAAAUAUUUGACAGAGCCAUGUGGAAGAAGGUUUCAGGCAAUGGAAACUGUAAGCACAAAGGUCCUGAGGCAGAGACAGGCUUGCUACAUUUGAGGAGCAAUGAAGAGGCCAGUGUUACUGGAGUAUAGUGAGUGAUGGGAAAAGGGAAUAGGAAAUGAGUAUGAGGUGGGUGGGAACCAAGUUAUAUCUGGCCAUAUGGCUGUGAUACAAAACUUUGGCAAUACAGAUUCUGAGUGUGAUAAGAAACAUGGGGGAGUUUAUAGCAGAGGAAUGACAUAUUGUGAUUUACAUUUUAGAAAGAAUCACCCUGGCUUAUCAUCUGAGGAAUAGAUUGUUGAGGAUAAGAGUAGGAGCAGGGAGACCAAUUAGAAGAUCAUUUGUGGUAGCCCAGGCAGGAAAGGAUGGUGGCCUGACCAGGGUGGUAGCCAUGAAGGAGGGAUUAUCCUAUACAUAACUGUUUCACUACCUGUUUAAAUGCUUAUUUCUUUAUAAAACCACUUAUCUUUUAAUAUAUCUAUGGUACUUUUAUAUUUUUAGAUCUAGCCUUUUUAUUCACUACAGACUGAAAAUCAUUUUUACCUAAUCAUUAUAAAUAAGGAUCUGCCAGUGAUGAGACCUAGAAAAGGCUGUCUCUCUUGUUAGUCCAAACGUAAGUUUCUUAACUCAAAACACACCUUU